This is a messenger RNA of Macadamia integrifolia, 689 nucleotides long. Its product is annotated as cytochrome c oxidase copper chaperone 1-like. Gene Ontology annotation, cellular component: mitochondrial intermembrane space. The transcript has 2 exons. Lineage: Eukaryota; Viridiplantae; Streptophyta; Magnoliopsida; Proteales; Proteaceae. Gene Ontology annotation, molecular function: copper ion binding; copper chaperone activity. The coding region runs from base 176 to 427 and encodes 83 amino acids. The record is from RefSeq and is a predicted model, not a curated record.
GUUCACCUACAUUCUCCAGUCUUCUCGUCUAUCUUUCAAAGUAAGAAAAACGGCUCUGGUCAGAAGCGGCGUCUGCUAUUCCUCUAUUGAGCUUCUUCUAGGUUCUAACCAACUUCAAAAACCGCUGCGUUCAAGAAACAGGACAGAGAUUUCAUAGGUCUUGAGGACGUCGACAAUGGCCACUACAACAGAGAUUGGGAUGCCUACACAGACUUUGCCAUCAUCUUUGGCAUUGCCAGGUUCACAACAAAAGAAAGGAUCAGCUGUCACUUCUGCUGAUUCAAAGCCAAAGAAGAAGAUCUGUUGUGCUUGCCCUGACACUAAGAGGCUAAGAGAUGAGUGCGUCGUGGAGAAUGGUGAAGCAGCUUGCACAAAAUGGAUUAAUGCUCAUAUUGAAUGCCUGCGUGCUGAGGGCUUCAAUGUUUGAAAUUGAAGAUAGCUCAGGUGAUAAUGAAGCAAAACUGCAAAAGAUGAAACAGUCCUUAUAGAUUGUAAGAAGAGUGUCCUCUACCUGCACUCAGUUAGAAUCAUCAAUCAUUUCACUUGUAGUUUGGAAUAAAGAAAGAAUCAAAUGGACUUAAUAGUGUACAUUCAUCUAUUUCUUUUGGAAUAAUGAAAUAAUUGUGUACAUUCACAAAUUUCUUUUGGAAUAUUGAAAUAAUUGUUGCAUGGUUAGACAUCAGCCAAAA